Messenger RNA from Knipowitschia caucasica, 3423 nucleotides. The record is from the annotation of a GenBank genome assembly. NCBI's taxonomy places the organism in Eukaryota, Metazoa, Chordata, Actinopteri, Gobiiformes, Gobiidae.
AUGCCUCCCGGUGUGGUGGCCGCCCCUCGCAGCGCGGCGGACGGCUGCUUCUGCGUCUCAUGCGCGGACGGUGGGAAGAUGCCGUACUUCAGCGACAACUCUGUCUUUUCAAAAGCGGAGAUAGACCAGCUCAUCAGCGAGAGCUUCCUGACGGUCAAAGGGGCGGCCCUCUUCUUGCCUCGUGGAAAUGGCUCUUCUUCUUCUGCAGGUUCACGCUUCACGCAACUCCGCAGCAAACAUGCAGGAGACAUCCAGCAGCAUCUCCAGACGAUGUUCACGCUCCUCAGACCGGAGGACAACAUCAAACUGGCGGUGCGUCUGGAGAGCGUGCACUCCCAGAUUACACGUUACAUGGUGGUCGUCUCCACAAACGGACGUCAGGACACGGAGGAGAGCGUGGUGUUGGGGAUGGACAUCAGCCCCAUCGACAGUUCGUGCUCUGUAGGGAUGGUGUUGCCUUUGUGGAGCGACACGCUGAUCCACCUGGACGGAGAUGGCGGCUUCAGCGUCUCGACCGACCAAAAGAUCCACGUCUUCAAACCGGUCUCUGUGCAGGCCAUGUGGUCGGCGCUCCAGUCCCUGCACAAAGCCUGCGAAGUGGCCCGCUCGCACAACUACUUCCCGGGAAGCCUGUUCCUCACGUGGGUCAGCUACUACCAGAGCCGCGUCUCCUCCGACCAGGCGCGCAUCAACGAGUGGAACGCCAUGCAGGACGUGGAGUCGCACCGCGCCGACUCCCCCGUGCUCUUCUCCGACGUACCCACUGAACGAGAGCGGACCGAGCGGCAGAUCAAAACCAGUUUGAGAGAAAUCAUGAUGCAAAAGGACCUGGAAAAUGUCACCAGCAAAGAGAUCCGCACGGAGCUGGAGAUGGCCAUGACGUGCAACCUCCGCGAGUUUAAGGAGUUCAUUGACAACGAGAUGAUCAUAAUCCUGCGGCAGAUGGACAGCCCCACAGAAAUAUUCGACCAUGUUUUCUUGGGAUCAGAGUGGAACGCGUCCAAUUUGGAGGAGUUGCAAAACGGCGGGGUCCAGUACAUUCUGAACGUAACGCGAGAGAUCGACAACUUCUUCCCCGGUUUGUUCGAAUACCACAACAUCCGGGUUUACGACGAAGAGGCCACUGACCUUCUGGCCUAUUGGAACGACACGUACAAGUUUAUCGCUCGAGCCAAGAAAGCUGGCUCCAAAUGUCUGGUGCACUGUAAAAUGGGGAUCAGUCGCUCUGCUGCCACGGUGAUCGCGUACGCCAUGAAAGAAUACGGCUGGGACCUGAACAAAGCCUUCGAUUACGUCAAAGAACGACGGACUGUGACCAAACCCAACCCCUCCUUCAUGAGACAGCUGGAGGAGUAUCAGGGCAUUCUCGUGGCCAGCAAACAGAGACACAACAAACUGUGGCGUUCUCACUCCGACAGCGACCUCUCCGAGCACCACGAGCCUUUGUCCAAGACCCUCGCUCAGCCCAACAGCCUGGGCCACGCCGACCCGCACAACCAGACCCCCACCUCCGGUCCCUCCGUCAGAGAACUGCUGGAGUCUCUGGGGGCCCCUCGCUCCACCAGAUCCUCCUCGCUCCAGGCCGACGGCAAACCCAAACACACCUCCUCCUCGUCUGUAGAAGGCCUCGCCACGCUCUCGGCUCAGAGCCUGCCCUCCACGCCGCUCUCAUCUCCGCCGCUCUCCAACGGCGUGUGUGACGAGCUCUCCUUCAUGCCUCCGCCUCCGUCUCUACCUCUGUCCCAGCCCCGCGCCGCCACCGUCAUGCCCCCCGCUGGCGUGUCCAUGGUGGCGCAGUGCGUGUCUCUCGGCCAACUGCACCCGCCUCCUCUACCGCACCACCUCCCGCCUUCGCCCGGGCAGAAGCCACCACCCCCACUGCCGCCGCUGUUGUUGUUGUCGUGUCCCGUGGUCAAACCGUUGCCAGUGUCCGUGCCUCAGCCCUUUGCCAUUCGCGCCCCGCCAGGACCCAAGAGUGCGUCCGCAGCAGUGCCUGACAACAACACAGACUGUGAGCAACACUUGUGUGCGUUGUCCCUGACGGCCCACACGCCACCGGCCACGUUCAGCGGCCACCCCAGUGCCAUUCCUCAGGACGGCGAGGCGCUCUUGGCUCACAGCGCCGACCACAUCAACUUCUUCAGUGCCAGGGAAAAGUUCAAGGGGAUGACUAAGGACGGGAAGACGGCGGCGAAGAAGGAGGAACAGUUGGUGCCGACAGAAGCUGGGAGCGAAGAGAGAGAUGGUGUUAAAAAAAAGGAAACAGCUGUUCCUGUGCCGGCCGCAGGACCUAAGCCUGACCCAAACGUGAACAAGUCGAAGCAGCUCGAUGUUUUAUCACAAGAGGAAGCUGUCGGUGCAAAAGAGGAAGCGAAACACAAAGAGGAAGAGGAGGCGCCGCGGCUCUACAACGACUGGACCAGGGGCUCGGUGCGGCGCGUCACACGGCAGCUCGAGCAGCGCAUGCGGAAAGACCAGGACGUGCCCUCCCCCUCCUCCUCCCCGCCCCAGCUGUCCGGAGCCUGGACCCAGCGCCGAACAGCCAGCCUCCCGUCCGCUCUGGGCUCCGGUGUCCAGGACGCGCCGUGUGCGGAGGUGUCUGUGGUCAGCCCAGUGCAGGAGGAGCAGGAGGAGCAGGAGGAGCGGCAGCAGGAGGAGCAGGACCGCGACAUGCUCAAGCACAACUACAGAAGCACAAAAGGAGCCAAGGUCUUUCCUGCUGAGAGGUCUCUGUCUACCUCCGGUCACUACACUGGCCACUCCCCCUUCGCCUCGGUCAACUUCCUGUGUCUGGAGGGCGUCACGGAGCUGGAGUCCGCCACAGACUGGGACGGUCCGGCUCCGGGCGGCGACAUCAUCAUGAGGGAGACCUGGGAGACACUGUGCGAGCUGGGGGCCUUCCUGCAGCAGGUGAGGGAAGGGGGUGGAGCGCGGAGAGUGGCCCAGACCCGCGGCCCCGGCAGCAGCAGCAGCAGCAUCCAGCGGCGCAUGCGGGAGGUGGAGGCGCGGAUCCGGCAGGCGGGACUCACCCCCCCCUCCCUCAUGAAGCGCUCCGCCUCCCUGGCCAAGCUGGGCUGCCUAGAGCUGCUGGCCAACGAGCUGAGUGAUUGGGAGCUGACCCGCCCGGCCCCUACCUCCUCCCCCUCCCCCUCCUCGUCCUCCUCCCCCUGCACCCCCCACGCGGCCAACGACGAGUCCAAGAAGCAGCGCGUCCACCGCUCGCCCUCCUCCUUGUUAUCCAACCAGCCCCCCCAGUCUGAGGCGCGGGACGUCCCAGCUGGACCACCCCGCUCCCCCAGCCCCACGCCCCCGGAGCAGGACCCGCUGGUAGUGAACCCCGGCACAACACGGCAGCAGUACGGGCGGACUCACCCCCUACGCAGACUUAAGAAAAGGACCGGGACCCUUUACCACACCAUGUGA